CGACAAUAAGUUAUUAAAAUUGUAUUAUUUUUGUUAUAAUGCUUUGACAAAUUGUAUGCUCAGCUAUAUUAAAUAACAAUAGUUCAAAAUAUAUGCACGAAAAUAUCGAUAUGAAAAAAUGAAUGUAUUUUCAAUACCAUGUUCUUGUCGAUCUAGUGAUAUUUAUCCAUUAUGGAAUUUUAGUUAUUAUUAGUUGCAGCAGCUGCUGUUUAGUAAAUAACAACCUUGAGCUAGUCGCGUGAAGGACACAACGACAAACAGGCAAACAUCGCAAUUUGGUUAUGGAAAUAACGCUAGCACUGCUGAAGCCGCACGUGCUGCGUAACACUUAUGCACUGCGGCAAUUGAAGGCGCUGAUUGCCAGCAACUUUGAUGUCCUGCAAGCCAAGGAGGUGCGCAUAACAAAAGAAAUAUCCGAGUGCUUUUACGCGGAACACAAGGGUAAAUUCUUCUACCAGCGUCUAACAAGCUUUAUGCAGAGCGGACCCUGUUACGCCCUCAUACUGCAGUCGGAGUCAUGCAUCCAAAAGUGGCGCCAACUCAUGGGGCCCACCAAGGUGUUUAGGGCGGUCUACACCGAACCGGAUUCCAUUCGUGCUCUCUAUGGACUCUCCGACACGCGGAAUGCCUGUCACGGCUCGGACAGUGAAGCCUCCGCAAUGCGGGAGAUUGGCAUACUCUUUCCGGAAUUCGAUGUGACUCGCAUCCGCAGCAGUCAAGCCAAUAACAGUAAAAGUGCGUGAUCCAAGCCAAUCAAUAUUCUCAGAGAAACAAUAUAUGAAUUGUUUGUGAGUCGAAA
Messenger RNA from Drosophila grimshawi, 799 nucleotides. RefSeq names its product nucleoside diphosphate kinase 6 (gene nmdyn-D6). The transcript has 2 exons. Bases 282 to 743 code for a protein of 153 amino acids. The record is from RefSeq and is a predicted model, not a curated record. Gene Ontology annotation, biological process: UTP biosynthetic process; CTP biosynthetic process; GTP biosynthetic process. Gene Ontology annotation, molecular function: nucleoside diphosphate kinase activity. NCBI's taxonomy places the organism in Eukaryota, Metazoa, Arthropoda, Insecta, Diptera, Drosophilidae.